AUGGGGCCCAAGACACCCCCACAGCUCGCUGGGAAAUGGCAAGUGCUGUGCAUGUUGUCGUUGUGCUGCUGGGGCUGGGUGUCCGGGCAGCUUCGUUACUCAGUGGUGGAGGAGUCUGAGCCGGGGACGCUGGUGGGGAAUGUUGCUCAGGAUCUAGGCUUAAAGGUGACAGAUCUGUUGAGCCGCCGACUGCGGUUGGGGUCUGAGGAGAAUGGACACUUUUUUUCCCUGAGCUUGAUGAGUGGUGCUCUGGUAGUGAAUCAAAAGAUUGACCGAGAGAGCCUAUGUGGAGCCAGUACAAGCUGCCUGCUGCCAAUACAGGUGGUGACUGAACACCCCCUGGAACUAAUCCGUGUAGAGGUAGAGAUCCUGGAUCUCAAUGACAACUCUCCUGGCUUUGCCGCCUCUGAGCGAGAGAUACGCAUCUCAGAAUCAGCUGCACUUGGGGCCCGAUUCCCACUGGAUAGUGCCCAGGAUCCGGACGUGGGCACCAAUACUGUGAGCUUCUACACUCUAAGCCCCAGCAGCCAUUUCUUUCUGAAUGUGAAGACCCUAAAAGACGGGAAGCUAUUCCCAGAGCUGGUGCUGGAGCAGCAGCUGGACCGUGAAGCCCAGGCAAGACAUCAGCUGGUGCUUACUGCUGUGGAUGGGGGUAUCCCAGCCCACUCAGGGACGACCCUUAUCUCUGUCAUUGUACUGGAUAUUAAUGAUAAUGCUCCGACUUUCCAGUCCUCAGUUCUACGUGUGGGGCUCCCAGAAAAUGCACCCAUGGGUACACUGCUGCUCCACCUCAAUGCCACUGAUCCAGACGAGGGCACCAAUGGCCAACUAGACUAUUCUUUUGGAGACCAUACAUCAGAAGUGGUGCGUAACAUCUUUGGCCUAGACCCUAGCAGUGGAGCAAUCCAUGUGUUGGGUCCCAUAGACUUUGAGGAGUCAAGUUUCUAUGAAAUUCAUGCAAGAGCCCGUGACCAGGGACAGCCAGCUAUGGAAGGCCACUGCAUGAUUCAGGUGGAUGUGGAAGAUGCCAAUGACAACGCCCCAGAGGUACUGCUAGCCUCUCUGGUCAACCCUAUCCUGGAGAGCACACCAGUGGGCACAGUAGUGGGCUUGUUUAAUGUGCGGGACCGAGACUCGGGGAGAAAUGGUGAAGUGAGCCUUGAUAUCUCCCCGGACCUGCCAUUUCAGAUUAAGCCUUCUGAGAACCACUACUCACUGCUAACCAGCCAGCCUUUGGACCGGGAGACCACAUCCCACUAUGUCAUUGAGCUACUUGCUAGUGAUGCAGGCUCACCUCCCCUGCAUGCACAUCUCACCAUCCGGCUCAACAUUUCAGAUGUUAAUGACAAUGCACCCUACUUUUCUCAACAGCUCUAUACUGCUUACAUCCCUGAAAACCGGCCUCCAGGUUCCCUUCUUUGCACUGUGGCUGCCUCAGACCCAGACACUGGGGAUAAUGCCCAUCUCACCUACUCCAUUGUAGGGAAUCAGAUUCAGGGAGCCCCAGCUUCCUCCUUUGUAUAUGUCAACCCUGAGGAUGGGCGGGUCUUUGCCCAGCGCACCUUUGACUACGAAUUGUUGCAAAUGAUGCACAUCAUGGUGGGUGUGCGAGACUCUGGCUCUCCCCCAUUGCACUCGAACACAUCUCUGCAUGUGUUUGUCCUGGAUCAGAAUGAUAAUGCACCAGCGGUGCUGCACCCAAGACCCGGCUGGGAACUCUCAGUCCCCCAACGUCUCCCUCGCUCUGCUCCUCCUGGCUCCUUGGUCACCAAAGUGACAGCUGUGGAUGCUGAUGCUGGCCACAAUGCAUGGCUCUCCUAUUCACUGUUGCCACAGUCUACAGCUCCAGGACUGUUCCUGGUGUCUGCACAUACUGGGGAGGUGCGCACAGCCCGGGCCUUACGGGAGGAUGACUCUAACACCCAGCAGGUUGUGGUCCUGGUGAGGGACAAUGGUGACCCUUCUCUCUCCUCUACAGCCACAGUGUUGCUGGUUCUGGAGGAUGAGGACCCUGAGGAAAUGCCCAAAUCCAACGAUUUCCUCACACUCCCUCCUGAGCGUUCAGACCUUACCCUUUACCUCAUUGUGGCUCUUGCAGCCAUCAGUCUCUUAUCCUUAGUCACCUUCACCUUUCUGUCAGCUAAAUGCCUUCGGGGGCACACAGAUGAGGAUGGGGGUGGGGGCCAGUGCUGCAGGCACCAGGACUCGACCUCUCGGGACUUCUAUAAGCAGUCCAGUCCCAACCUGCAGGUGAGCUCAGACGGCACACUCAAGUACAUGGAGGUGACACUGCGGCCCACAGACUCACAGAGCCACUGCUACAGGACGUGCUUUUCACCAGCCUCGGAUGGCAGUGACUUCACUUUUCUAAGGCCCCUCAGUGUCCAGCAGCCCUCAGCGCUGGUGCUGGAGCCUGAUGCCUUCCGGUCCCGCUCUAAUACGCUGCGGGAGCGGAGCCAGCAAGCCCCGCCCAACACGGACUGGCGAUUCUCUCAGGCCCAGAGACCUGGCACCAGCGGCUCCCAAAAUGGCGAUGAAACCGGCACUUGGCCCAACAACCAGUUUGACACAGAGAUGCUUCAAGCCAUGAUCUUGGCCUCUGCCAGUGAAGCUGCUGAUGGGGGCUCCACCCUGGGAGGGGGCGCUGGCACCAUGGGCCUGAGUGCCCGCUACGGGCCCCAGUUUACCCUGCAGCACGUGCCGGACUACCGCCAGAACGUCUACAUCCCCGGCAGUAACGCCACACUGACCAACGCGGCUGGCAAGCGAGAUGGCAAGGCCCCCACCGGUGGCAAUGGCAACAAGAAGAAGUCAGGCAAAAAAGAGAAGAAGUAA
Molecule: messenger RNA, 2835 nt
Organism: Puma concolor (puma)
Lineage: Eukaryota; Metazoa; Chordata; Mammalia; Carnivora; Felidae
Source: RefSeq, a predicted model, not a curated record